AUGUACAUUUUAUUAAUUUUUUCAUUUUUUAUAACUUUAAUAACUUUUAAUAAUAUCAACAUCGUGAAUUGUUGGCCUGAAAAUAGUUAUGUGCCAUUUUUUAUUGCGGAUAAAUUAUAUUAUGUUGGAAAUAAUGAAACUUUCUAUAUAGAUUUAGUGGAUGUGUCAUUAGAUAAUAAUACAAUUGUUUAUGCACCUAAAUGGUUUAAUAUUAACGUAUCUGAAUCAAAUAUCGAUUACCCAAGCAAUCCAUUUUUAGGUGGUAAAGCAAAUGACAAAAUUUUCUUCAUUGAUGAUCCCGAUUCAGAAGGGGCUCAAUCUCAUGUAUUAUUGGAUGCAUUUAACACUACAUUAAAAAAAUGGGAAAGAAACAUUAGUUGUCAAGGAACUCCCAACUAUUUUAUUAAUUCAGAUUAUAUUAACUGGGUUUCUGAUGAACAAGCCGGUAAAUCCUACAUUUAUCGUUAUGUAGAUGAUGAUGAGAAUUUAACAAUAUUUGAUAGCAUCAAUUUAGUCUGGAAAAAUAGCACUUCAAAUCCUCAAAAUUUACUUCAAAGCAUAUUAGGUUCAUCUCAAAUCUUCGCUAGGUAUCAUAAUUUUGUUCAGGUUUUGUCAGCAUGUGAUAAAAUUUUUUAUAUUGGUGGAACGAUUUCUGUAAAUUCCGGAAGCUCUUACAAUAGCAAUAGUCAAUUUAUGCCGAUGAGUAGUAUUUUAGCAUAUAAUAUUAUGUUAGAUUCAUGGCUAAUCAAUAAUGCGACAGGUAAAGAAAUUGAAGGGCGUACGGGUCAUACAGCUGUUAUGACUUCAGAUAAACGUAUUAUUGUAUAUGGUGGAAUGAAUAUACUGAGAUCAGCUUUUCCAUACUUGGCAGUCUUGGAUACCUCAAAAAUACCUUAUGAAUGGUCGACACCGACAGAAGAAAAUCCUAUUGGCCCUAUAACUGAACAUUCGUCUAUUAUUAUCAAAAACUAUAUGAUCACAGCAUUUGGUAGAAACUUAUCAGAGAGGGACUCUGAAAAAUAUGACAUUAAAAAUGUUUAUAAGUUGAAUAUAUCAAACCCAUUAAGUUAUAAAUGGUCAUUAUUAGCUACUCCUAAUAACCAAUCUAAUUCUUAG
Molecule: messenger RNA, 1116 nt
Organism: Dentiscutata erythropus
Lineage: Eukaryota; Fungi; Glomeromycota; Glomeromycetes; Diversisporales; Gigasporaceae
Source: the annotation of a GenBank genome assembly